Molecule: messenger RNA, 1632 nt
Organism: Kalmanozyma brasiliensis GHG001
Lineage: Eukaryota; Fungi; Basidiomycota; Ustilaginomycetes; Ustilaginales
Exons: 1
Coding region: 1-1632 (543 amino acids)
Source: RefSeq, a predicted model, not a curated record
AUGCGAGAAACAAAGCUUCACAUCCCCAUGACCACCGCCACAGGCGAGACGAUUGGCAUCGUCGGCAUCCUCGCCCAAGCCGCGCUCCCACCGCACAACCCACAGGAACACGAGCCGCAUCCCAUGUACACCUCCCGAUCCACCACCUCGCCCAUCGAGCCGCUCCCCUACCACCCUGCCCCACUGUCCCGCCCGGACAUCGCCAACGACCCGUCCGGCUCGCUCUCGCAUCUCAGCAAGCGUCUCGUCUCGCACGAAGAGGAUCCGGCCACCAUGCAACGCCUGCGCAACAAGGACCAGGCGUUCAAGCGUCGCGGCUACCCACUGUACCCCAUCGACAAGCGCGACACGCGUGGACUCAAGAUCGCCAUCAUCCUCCACGGCGUCCUAGCACACAAGGAUCAGAUCUAUCACAAGCAGCUCGCGCGCGCCCUACCCGUCGACUCGUUCCGCUUCGACUUCCGAGCGAACGGCGAAACACCCGGUACGUGGUCCAUGGGCAACCUCGCCGAUGACGUUGAGGACCUCGUGGCGGUAGUCGACUACCUGCGCACCAAGCUCGAGUACACCGUGGAGAUUGUCAUCGCACACAGUCGUGGUGCGCUGGACGGCUUUGCGUGGUUUGCGAAACACUGUCCAGAUGCGCUACCGCCGAGUUUGAGGGUACCGUUCUUUGUGGGUCUCAGUGCACGGUUUAAUAUGGCCAACAUUCUGGAGCGCGAUCCAAAGUUCCUCUCCGCCUUUGCCAAGGAGGGGUUUGUCCGAUGGCAAGCAAGGGUGGCGGGACACGAUAAGGAGUUGCACGUGUUUCCGGAGCAGGUGGAGCAGUUUGCUGCCUGGCCAACGAGGGAGAUCGCGCUGGCAUUUCCGUACAACACCGACGUACUGCUGAUUCACGGCACGGCGGACAAGAGCGUUCCUGCCAGCGACGUCGCUUCGUAUGCCAACAUUCUGAGCGGGGUGCACCGGAGACCCGGGAGUUGUUCGGUAAAGCUCAUCGAUCACGCAGACCAUUUGUUCAGAGGGUUCUAUCCGCAGGUGGUGGAGGCGAUCGUCGAGUGGUUGGCCGAGAGGAGCGAGUUGACCAAGAUGGGGUUGAGCGCGGCGGCGUUGCGAGACAGGGAAGUGUUGGGAUUAGCGAGGUUCAAUCCAAGUCACUUUGCCCAAGGGAGAGUGGGGGGGACGGGGAUGUGGGACAACAACCUCGCCGGGGCAGGGUCGGCGAGGAACGGCGGGACCGGUCAGGGUGCGCCAUGGUUGGACACGAGCAGCACAGCAGCGACAACAUCGCCAUAUCAGAGGUACGUCGCUGCGUCGGUAGGCGUGCCCGCAGCGCAGCAGCAGCAAGCACAGCCCGAAGAGCCGCAACAGCCACAGCAGCGCAGUCCAGCGGAAGAGCUGAGGCUCGCCGAAGAGGACGCGGCCAACACGACCAAGGACCUCGUCGCCAAGGCGGCCAAAAGACUCGGAAAGCCAAUAGGCACCGUCGUGGAGGCACGAUCGGGUUCGUCACCAAUACCACCGUCAAGCAGCUCCAGCAAAGACAGGUCGAAACCAGCGCCGCCAGACGAGCACAAGUCGACGAGCAUUCCGAUAUCGGUCUCUUCGCAAAGGGCAAAGUCGCGGUUGUAA